This is a messenger RNA of Malania oleifera, 4092 nucleotides long. Its product is annotated as isoamylase 3, chloroplastic. Bases 1380 to 3680 code for a protein of 766 amino acids. The transcript has 24 exons. Gene Ontology annotation, molecular function: hydrolase activity, hydrolyzing O-glycosyl compounds. The record is from RefSeq and is a predicted model, not a curated record. Gene Ontology annotation, biological process: carbohydrate metabolic process. NCBI's taxonomy places the organism in Eukaryota, Viridiplantae, Streptophyta, Magnoliopsida, Santalales, Ximeniaceae.
GAGAAUUUUUAAUUACUUAGGUACAACAUCGGAGAAUGGGUGUGUAGGGGGUGCUAGUAUCUUCCCUUCGCAUAACUGAACUUCUGAUUUUAAUCCUGAUAUACGCAGACCGAUUCUACUCUUAAUUAGAUAGUAAUCAUGUAUUUUAAUCAUACUCCGAAAGGUUAGUAGCGAUUCCAACUUCCAAUUUUCUCGAAAAUUAAAAAAAAACCAUAAUUUUUCAUUCGCCUCCCCAGGGCACCUCGCUUUCGAGACGUCGUGAUGGGAGAUUCAGCGAAAUCCAACGACAAACAAUUAGAAUAUAAGAGGAUUGUGCGUGCGACAAUGUGGGGCAGGACCAAUGACGGUACAACAAGGAGAAGAAGAUUGGAAAACUUAUUUUAUCGGACGUUCUGAAGAGAAUUAUGUAGGGACGAUGAUGGUCGCAAUCACUGGUGACACAAGUGAUGACAAUUCUAGCUCUCAUACCAUGAAAGAAAUCAAGAUUCAAUGCAAAUAGAGAGAAAGUUGUUAUACAAGCGGCCAAAGGAACAGUACCUUUGGCUUUAUGCAUUAUAUAUAUAUAUAUAUAUAUAUAUAUUGAAUAUAAUUGGAACCUAACCCUAAUAAUGAUAUAAAGGCUAAAGUAUCCCUUAACUAAAAUAUUACAAUAUAUAAGACAUUAUCUAACAAUUAUAAAAGAUAUUUAGAGAAGUGUUGUUUUAUUGACUUAUUUCUACUUUUUUUUUUGUCAGUAUUAGAAGUAAUGUUCAUGUUAGAUUUAAACAGACAUAAAAGAUUAAUUGUAACAACACGUAUCUUAGUUCUUCUAUUUUUGUUUUAUAACAAAUGAAUGUUAUUUGAAAUAACUAUUAUUAGUGUUUAAAGUUAAGGUAUUAUGUAUUCAAAUUUUAAUUAUUUUUCUUUAAAAAUAUUUAAAAAUAUUUUAUUUAUUAUUUAUAUAUUUUUUAUCUUCAUUAAUUAAAUUUUUGGGUCCACCGCUAGUGGACUCAUAUGAGCGUUUAAGCUUCCAUUUUACACCAAGACAUAAAGAUACUCGAUGAAUAAAAAUCUAUGCUACUGUUUAUAUAAUUGUUCCCUAUUUUAUGUGUACAAAGUAAGUAGAAUUAGAAACCACAAAACUCAAAUUUAGUAUAUUUUUAUGGAUAAAUUUAUAAAUUAUACUUAUAAAAGAGAGGAUCGUGUACACGUCGAUGGAAGUGUCCGGAGAAAAUUCACGUGGGAUCAUAAAGUGCCACUUCAUUUCAGACUGUCUCUCUCUCUCUCGUCUCGAGAAGAAACUAUAAAGUACAUUGCAGAAUCUGUGAAAAGUUCCUUUCUAGCUCCCUUUUUCUUCCUUAUUCGCAGUUUCUCUUCUCUCUUCGCCGCUGGGAUUAAAGAUGCUCCACCCAUCUCUGUGCGAUUCAACCGCCAAGAAUCUUCUUUCCGCUUCUGCUCUUUCAACUAGCAUUGGCCGUUCAUGUGUUGCGCCUCCUCUGGUCUUCGAGAUGAGGUUAAAAUCGAGCAAAAGAGUUUCUGCCAGCAAUGACCAACAGCUUGUUAGUAAGGCAAGGGAUUGUGUCAAGCAUAGCCCUGUUAAUGUUUAUGGUCGUGGUGCUCAAGAACAGUUGCUUGAGGAAGAAAUCCCUCAAGCUUCAGAGUCUAGCUCAUGGUUAAAAGUUUUCCCAGGUCAAGCAUUUCCACUGGGAGUAUCUGAAAUUGAAAGUGGGAUUAAUUUUGCUAUUUUUUCUCAGCAUGCAACUGCAGUUACACUUUGCUUAAGGCUGAAUGGUGGAAUGAAGGAGCUGACAUUGGAUCCUCAUGUAAAUAAAACAGGAGACAUAUGGCAUAUAUGUAUUGAGGAUUUGCCUAGGAGCAAUGUACUCUAUGGUUACCGGAUGGAUGGUCCUCGUGGUUGGCAUCAAGGGCACCGAUUUGAUGACAGUGUUGUGCUUAUAGAUCCUUAUGCAAAGCUAGUUAAAGGAUGCCGAUACUUUGGAGACGCUAGCAAUGAGACGUGUAAAUUUUUGGGAACUUAUGAUUUUAGUUGUUUGCCUUUUGAUUGGGGAAACAAUUACAAGCUUCCAAAUAUACCUGAGAAAGAUCUUGUUAUAUAUGAAAUGAAUGUUCGUGCAUUUACUGUUGAUGAGUCUAGCAGGCUAGACCCAGACAUACGUGGUAGCUACCUUGGGGUUAUAGAGAAGAUGCCCCACCUUCUUGAGCUUGGCGUCAAUGCAGUGGAGUUGCUUCCUGUCUUUGAGUUUGAUGAGUUAGAGUUCCAGAGGCGUCCAAACCCUAGAGAUCACAUGAUUAACACAUGGGGCUAUUCAACAAUAAAUUUCUUUGCCCCCAUGAGUCGCUAUGCUAGCGCUGGUGGAGGACCUGUUAAUGCCGCCCUGGAGUUCAAAGAAAUGGUUAAAGCCUUGCAUGAUGCUGGAAUUGAGGUCAUUUUGGAUGUUGUCUAUAACCAUACUAAUGAGGCUGAUGAUGAGAAUCCUUAUACCACUUCAUUUCGUGGCAUUGAUAAUAAGGUUUAUUACAUGCUUGAUUUAAACAACAAUGGCCAGCUGCUGAAUUUCUCUGGCUGUGGGAACACUUUGAACUGCAACCAUCCUGUUGUCAUGGAACUUGUACUAGACAGCUUAAGACACUGGGUCACUGAAUAUCAUGUGGAUGGAUUUCGAUUUGACCUUGCCAGUGUUCUUUGUCGAGGAGCAGAUGGCUCCCCACUAAAUUCUCCUCCACUUAUUAGGGCAAUUGCCAAAGAUGCUAUCCUGUCAAGGUGUAAAAUUAUUGCUGAGCCUUGGGAUUGUGCUGGCCUCUACCUUGUCGGGAGAUUUCCAAAUUGGGACCGGUGGGCUGAAUGGAAUGGCAAGUAUCGUGAUGACAUAAGAAGAUUCAUAAAGGGUGACCCUGGUAUGAAGGGGAGUUUUGCAACUCGUGUUGCUGGAUCUGCUGACUUGUACAGAGUGAAUAGGCGUAGACCAUGCCAUAGUGUCAAUUUUGUUAUUGCGCAUGACGGGUUCACAUUGCGUGACCUUGUCUCUUACAGUAAUAAGCAUAAUGAUGCUAAUGGAGAAGGUGGCAAUGAUGGAUGUAAUGAUAAUUUUAGCUGGAAUUGUGGUUUUGAAGGAGAAACUACUGAUACUAAAAUUGAAGCUCUGCGCUCACGGCAAAUGAAGAACUUCCAUCUGGCACUAAUGAUAUCCCAGGGAACACCAAUGAUGCUAAUGGGAGAUGAAUAUGGGCAUACUCGCCAUGGAAAUAACAAUAGCUAUGGACAUGAUUCUGUCAUUAAUCAUUUCCAGUGGGGACAGUUGGAUGCAAAGAAGAGUAAUCACUUCAGGUUUUUUGCUGGGGUGAUAAAGUUUCGGCAAACACAUCAUGUAUUUCGACUCGAAAGUUUUCUUGACAAAAACCAUGUGACAUGGCACGAGGACAACUGGGACAAUUAUGACAGCAAAUUCCUUGCAUUUACACUCCAUGACAAUAAUGGAGGAGACAUCUAUUUGGCAUUCAAUGCUCAUGAUUUUUAUGUCAAAGCUCCAAUUCCAUCACCUCCACAAAAGAGGCGUUGGCUCCGAGUGGUGGAUACUAAUCUGGAGUCCCCCGAGGAUUUCGUGCCCGAAGGUGCCCCGGGUGUUGGCAGUACCUAUAAUAUUGCUCCCUACUCUUCAAUUCUUCUCCAGGCAAAGCUAUGAUUUAAUUAGGUGCAAACCAUGAUGCUUGAUGCCAGGGGAUGAACUGAGUCAUAGAAAGCUGUAAAAUCCCAUCCCCUUGCAAAUUUAUGUCGACGAUGGGAAAGGAGAAAGCUGUUCUUGUGGGGUUGGGCUGUGAUACAGUUUCUUAAGCCAAUAAUGCAUCAAUUUUGGCAAGUUUUUAUAAUAAAAAAUUUCAUUGCUUAAGCAAAAGAAAUGUUGUAUUAUCAUAAAAUGUAAAAAAAAAAAAAAAAAUUAUUGAUUAUAUAACAAGAAGUAGAUCAGGAAUGGGUAUUCUUAUAUUGUAAAAUGGAAUUUUUUUUUUUUUUUUUCCUUUUAUGUUUAGAUUGAAUAAUACAAAUCCUUGCAUCAGUGUAUUUUUUUAAAAGAAUUAUUACAUUUUCAUUCUCUUUUA